CCUCUGUGGGUCUUUUCGCGGUGCGGGGUCGGCUUGGUGUGGUGUGUGGAGGAGGCCCAGACCAGACGGCGCGGAGCUGGGAGCGAGAGUAGGCGGUCUUGCUAAAUUGCUGAGACUGGCCUCCAAUUGGUGAUCCUUCUGCUUCAACCUCUCCUGAGUCUCUGGGAUUACAGUGGUAUCACAUCUAAAACAUGGCUACGGAUUGGCUGGGCAGUAUUGUGUCCAUCAAUUGUGGAGAUAGCUUGGGUGUCUAUCAGGGAAGAGUAUCAGCAGUGGAUCAGGUCAGCCAGACCAUUUCUCUCACCCGGCCUUUCCACAAUGGAGUGAAGUGUCUUGUGCCAGAAGUCACCUUCAGGGCAGGUGAUAUAACAGAAUUAAAAAUUCUGGAGAUACCAGGUCCUGGAGAUAACCAGCAUUUUGGAGACCUUCAUCAGACAGAAUUAGGUCCCUCUGGUAUUGGCUGCCAAGUAGGUAUCAAUCACAAUGGCAUGGGCAAGUUGGUCAAGAAGCCAGUCUCUUCCAGCAGUGCCCCUCAGAACAUCCCUAAGAGGACAGAUGUGAAGAGCCAAGAUGUGACCAUUUCUCCCCAGCAGCAGCAGUGCUCAAAGAGCUAUGUGGAUAGGCACAUGGAAUCCCUGAGUCAGUCCAAAAGUUUCCGUCGGCGGCACAACUCCUGGUCAUCUAGUAGCAGGCACCCAAAUCAGGCAACUCCAAAGAAGAGUGGUUUGAAGAAUGGCCAAAUGAAGAAUAAAGAUGACGAGUGCUUCGGGGAUGAUAUUGAGGAGAUCCCAGACACAGAUUUUGAUUUUGAAGGGAACCUGGCCCUUUUUGACAAGGCAGCUGUGUUUGAGGAGAUUGAUACCUAUGAGAGGAGAAGUGGUACCCGUCCCCGGGGCAUCCCAAAUGAAAGGCCUACUCGGUACCGCCAUGACGAGAACAUCCUGGAAUCAGAGCCCAUUGUUUACCGACGGAUCACAGUACCCCACAAUGUGAGCAAGGAAUUCUGCACAGACUCUGGCCUGGUGGUCCCAAGUGUUUCCUAUGAACUGCAUAAAAAGCUAUUAUCUGUAGCUGAGAAGCAUGGGCUGACCUUGGAGCGGAGACUGGAGAUGACAGGUGUAUGUGCCAGUCAGAUGGCGCUUACCCUUCUUGGAGGACCUAAUAGGUUGAAUCCUAAGAAUGUUCACCAGAGGCCCACAGUGGCUUUGCUGUGUGGGCCCCAUGUGAAGGGGGCUCAGGGUAUUAGUUGCGGAAGGCACCUAGCCAACCAUGAUGUGCAGGUCAUCCUUUUCUUGCCCAAUUUUGUCAAGAUGCUAGAGUCCAUCACCAACGAGCUGUCUCUUUUCAGCAAGACCCAGGGUCAGCAAGUGUCUAGCCUCAAAGAUCUGCCCACUAGCCCUGUUGACCUGGUCAUCAACUGCCUGGAUUGCCCAGAGAAUGCCUUUCUGCGGGAUCAGCCCUGGUACAAAGCAGCCGUGGCCUGGGCCAACCAGAACCGGGCACCAGUACUCAGCAUAGACCCUCCUGUGCAUGAAGUCGAACAGGGCAUCGAUGCCAAAUGGUCACUGGCACUGGGCCUGCCUCUGCCACUGGGGGAGCACGCAGGCCGUGUCUAUUUGUGUGACAUUGGCAUUCCCCAGCAAGUCUUCCAGGAGGUGGGCAUCAACUACCAUUCACCCUUUGGCUGCAAGUUUGUCAUCCCUCUACAUUCUGCCUAGAGGGGCCCUGGGCAGACUGGACUCUGCAGUCCCUUGCUCCUGCCACCAAACCUGACGAUGAACGCCUUAAGGAUGUGAAGCUUCAUGGACCUUAUUGUUAAGUUUUUCUUUGUUUCUUCUGUAAAAGAACAGAACAUACUUAAACCUGACCUGUCACUUGCCCGUGGCUAGGGAAGGAAGGCUUUCCCACUGGGUGUGGGGCGGGGUCAGGCUGAGCACCCCAGCUCCAGGUGUCUCUGCACCUAGCUGGCCCUGAGUGCCAGGUGGGGUUUUGUUUACAGACAUAGGCAGCUCUGAGACUGUGUUUCAGGUUUACAGCCCUUGGGCCUGCAUGAGCGCCUUGGGGGUUGGGCCAGGUUCUGGAGGGGGCCUACACCUGCUUUAUUUUAUAGCUUAUGGCAUACUGUCUCCUCUGCUUCCUCCCACCAAGCAGCCCUUCUAAUCAUGUAGACCAGGCUGCAUGCAGCUGACUGCCAGAGGGUAGGCCUGUGCUCUCCAUCCGUUUUGAGGGCUGUGGCAGCUUAGGCCUUCCCUCUGCCCUACCACAGAUUUUGACCUUUCUCUUGAGCGGAUCCAAACUUUACACUGGGAUUUUUCUUUGGGUCUUUCCACUUCAUUUUGAGAGGCAGGGAAAGGGAUGCAUCUGGAUGGUGUUAACUGUUGGGAUUUUUAAGCUGGUUUUCUGUUGUCUUCAGUACAAGGUCACAUGUUACCAUAGUGCCCAUCUUGCCAGCAGUGCCCACCCCCUAGCUGAGGGUUGACUCCUCAGUGUGCAGCUUUAACGUCCAGGAUUCGGAAAGCCCUGGGGGAGCCUGGUGCUGAGCCAUAGGAGGCUCCCUGGUGCUUCAGUCCUAGGCCACCACUUGCUGCCUCCUUGCCUGUACUUCCAUGUGCCCAUUUCCUGAAAUGGUCCUCUGCAGCUGUUGUCCCAGAGCAGGGUCCCUCUCCUGCCUGGACUCCACCCUUGCCCUUACUUCUGGGCUUUGAAUCCUUUCAGGUCGUCUACUCUAGAUACAGACUUGGGGCCAGUGGCCCAUCUCAGAUACUCAAAUGAGGCUGGUUCUGUAUGAGCUGGUGGUGGGGCGUGGCCAUGGGAGCACCUACUACUCAGAUCUUAAGAAACCAAGCCCCAGUACAUGCCUGGUCCCUGGAGGCUGGCAGGACAAGAUCCAUAUCUGGAGAGCUGGCCAGGUCCCUUACAAAAAGCUUUAAAGCCUUUGGUUUUGUUCUGUAUGCAUCACUUGUUGAAGAGUGCAUGGGCUGGCUUGCCAAGGAUUGUGGACACAGUAUAGGCCCUGGUGUUGUAGGUUUUCAGGCUGCUUAUCACUUUUCUUUCCAAAUAGGGCAGAGGGCUGGUCCCUCCUUUCCUCUCAUUAACCCUCCAGUGUUGUCUCCAGUGGUGUGAAGAGGCCAGGGACUGGGACCCUUGUGCUGUGUAUCCUUCCUGAGCCCUCUGCUCAGUCUCAGGGACAAGCUCCCAAGAUGAGACCCUCUUUCUGUAGAAGCAAGGCCAGUCUGGGGAGCAGUCUGUAUGACAGGCAUUUUAGCAGUAGUUACAGGUUCUGGUUAUCUGGAAAUACAGGCCCCCUGACUGGGUGUAGUGGAGAAUUAGCUAAAUUCUGGUCCUAAAGACUGUUAAUGCCAAUAAUUUGUCUCUGGGGUGAUGGCCUUGUUGAGGGGCCACUGGGAGUUUGUGCCCAAACCUCUCCCUGCUUCUGCAAGUGGCACUAGAUCUUCUCCUUGCCCUCAGCCUGUACAUCCCCAUAGGUAUUAAAGAUGGAUGCAAUUCCUCUACCUUCAGCCCUCUUGGGAGGCAUCCUGCCCAGUGGCCAGUCCCAAGAGCCUCAGUCAGGUGGUCAAGUCUAUCACUCAUGCAGCUUUUGGGAACCAAAAACCAGCACUACAAUAAAGCUGAAUGACCGAG
Messenger RNA from Marmota monax (woodchuck), 3642 nucleotides. RefSeq names its product enhancer of mRNA decapping 3 (gene Edc3). Bases 192 to 1718 code for a protein of 508 amino acids. Gene Ontology annotation, biological process: deadenylation-independent decapping of nuclear-transcribed mRNA; P-body assembly. NCBI's taxonomy places the organism in Eukaryota, Metazoa, Chordata, Mammalia, Rodentia, Sciuridae. The transcript is spliced from 8 exons. Gene Ontology annotation, cellular component: P-body. The record is from RefSeq and is a predicted model, not a curated record. Gene Ontology annotation, molecular function: mRNA binding.